Messenger RNA from Iphiclides podalirius (scarce swallowtail), 981 nucleotides. The record is from the annotation of a GenBank genome assembly. Lineage: Eukaryota; Metazoa; Arthropoda; Insecta; Lepidoptera; Papilionidae.
AUGUCUGGUGCAAGUGCUAGCAGCACAUCGCAAAGCCCACCCGCUAUGGCCUCUAUAAGUGACGUUAGUGCUUUAUUUCAGACGGCAAAGAAGUACGAAGAACUUAAUGUUAUUGGAACAGGGGCCUAUGGAACAGUGUAUAAAGCCAGAGAUCUUCACAAUGGUGGUCAAAUUGUGGCCAUGAAAAAAGUUAAAGUAGCACUCACCGAAGAUGGCAUUCCUCUAUCUACACUAAGGGAAAUUGCUCUGUUAAGGCAACUAGAAGCAUACAGGCACCCUAAUAUUGUAAGGCUUCUAGAUGUAUGUCAUGGUGGACAAUCCGUUGACCGAGAUCACCAGCUGGUCCUGUUCCUGGUGUUCGAGCAUGUGGAACAGGAUCUCGAGUCUUAUUUGAAGAGAGCACCCGGACCUCUCUCUGAAAACCGGAUAAGAAGCAUGUCAUACGACAUCCUGUCGGGAGUAGACUUCCUGCACUCGCAUCGCAUCGUCCAUCGAGACCUGAAGCCUCACAACCUACUGGUGACAUCUGCGGGAAGCGUAAAACUCGCCGAUUUCGGACUAGCGAAGACUUACGACACGGAGAUGAAACUGACCAGUGUUGUGGUGACCCUGUGGUACCGACCACCUGAGGUACUGCUAGGCGUUUCCUACAACACCGCGGUGGACGUGUGGUCAUGUGGCUGCGUACUGGCCCAGCUUCACACCAGGUCUCCCCUCCUGCCCGGAUCUUCAGACUCUGACCAGCUGCACUGCAUAUUUAGGCUUAUUGGUCGACCGCCGAGGCAUGAGUGGCCGGAGAAUGUGGCCGUGGUGGCUGACAGCUUCCCCCAGUACCCUCCGAAGGACCUCGCUGCUGUUCUACCGAGGGCCCAUCCCCAUGCUUUGAACAUGAUCAGGGGCAUGCUGGUAUUCGACCCGGCAAAACGACUAACAGCAUUGGACUGUCUGGAACAUCCAUACUUCACAGAGGAGCCUCUCACA